Molecule: messenger RNA, 1863 nt
Organism: Tarenaya hassleriana
Lineage: Eukaryota; Viridiplantae; Streptophyta; Magnoliopsida; Brassicales; Cleomaceae
Product: DUF21 domain-containing protein At4g14240-like
Exons: 13
Coding region: 90-1580 (496 amino acids)
Biological process (GO): magnesium ion homeostasis
Cellular component (GO): intracellular membrane-bounded organelle
Source: RefSeq, a predicted model, not a curated record
UUUUCAACGUAGUACAAUCAUCGUCUUUUUCUUUUCACUGUUUUCGUCUCCAGUCGAAAAAUUAUCAAAAAGUUGGAAUCGAAUCGAAGAUGCAUCUGAUAAAUGCGGUGGCGGCGGGGAGGAUGUUAGCCGCUGUCGGCCACCCGAACAGCGACGGAGAAGCUAUCCCGUUCGGGUCGUUGUGGUGGUUCAUCUACGCCGGAAUCUCUUGCUUCCUCAUCCUCUUCGCCGGAAUCAUGUCCGGACUCACUCUGGGUUUGAUGUCCCUUGGUCUCGUCGACCUCGAGAUUCUCCAACGUAGCGGCACCCCCAGUGAGAAGAAACAAGCUGCUGCUAUUCUUCCGGUUGUUCAAAAGCAGCAUCAGCUUUUGGUGACACUGCUUCUCUGCAAUGCUGCUGCAAUGGAGGGACUUCCUAUAUACUUGGAUAAGCUAUUCAAUGAAUAUGUUGCUAUAAUCCUUUCAGUCACUUUCGUUCUAUUCUUCGGUGAGGUUAUUCCUCAAGCUAUAUGCACCAGGUAUGGACUUGCUGUUGGAGCAAACUUUGUCUGGCUUGUCCGGAUCUUGAUGGUUAUCUGCUACCCGAUAGCUUAUCCCAUCGGAAAGAUCUUGGAUUGGGUGCUGGGCCACAACGAAGCUUUGUUUAGGCGGGCUCAGUUGAAAGCUCUUGUAUCGAUUCACAGCCAAGAGGCUGGUAAGGGAGGUGAACUUACACAUGAUGAGACAACGAUCAUAAGUGGAGCACUGGAUUUGACAGAAAAGACUGCACAGGAAGCCAUGACACCGAUUGAAUCAACGUUUUCCUUAGAUGUCAAUUCAAAGUUGGAUUGGGAGGCUAUGGGGAAGAUCCUAGCACGAGGUCACAGCCGAGUGCCUGUCUAUUCCGGGAAUCCAAAAAAUAUCAUUGGACUUCUUUUGGUAAAGAGUCUUCUUACAGUUCGCCCAGAAACAGACACCCCUGUCAGUGCAGUAUCUAUCCGCAGAAUCCCAAGGGUUCCGGCUGAUAUGCCUCUGUAUGAUAUACUGAAUGAGUUUCAAAAGGGAAGUAGUCACAUGGCAGCAGUUGUGAAGGUUAAGGGGAAAACCAAAGUUCCCCCUUCGACAGUGGUUGAAGAAAAACCCGAGGAGAGUAAUGCGAUGACCGAUGAAUCCCAACUGACUACACCCUUGAUAUCGAAGGAGGAUGUCGUCGUCAACAUCGAUAAGAUCAACAAACAAUCUCCUUUGCGAAACAACGAGACGGGAACAAAUGGGUACCCAUCACAUGCUUCAGAAGACAUCGAAGAUGGUGAAGUUAUUGGUAUCAUCACUCUGGAAGACGUUUUCGAAGAACUUCUUCAGGAGGAGAUAGUGGAUGAAACGGAUGAGUACGUCGAUGUACAUAAAAGGAUUCGUGUGGCAGCUGCGGCUGCUGCCUCGUCAAUAGCUCGGGCUCCGUCAAGUCGGAGAUUAACCGGUCAAAAGGGCCCUGGAGGACAAAGUAAACAAGCGCUUAAACCAAAGGCAUCAGGUCCCGAACAAGAUUCCGAAUCCAGGAAACCGCACGUGACGAUUACCGAGCCUCUUCAGAAGAAAAACUGAUGGUUUCGGUUGUACGUUCUUGCUCCAGACAAGAGGCGAUCGUAUUUUCGUUCUCUUGUGCUGAGAAAGAAGGAAAAAGGGGCAGAAACCAAGAUCGAUCUUCGAGCAGGUCGUGUUCUAGCCAUUAUUCCGUUGUCACUAGGGAUUUGGGUUGGUCCAAAUUCUGGAAGAUGGGUUCUGUUGGAAAUAUUACAUGCUAUACACAGAUACAUACACUUUUGUGAUUUAAUUAUUACUCCACAGAUUUAUGUCUCAAUAAAAGUUGUCUAGUCGUUCACAGAUC